AUGUUGUGUGUAACUCUGAUAUUAAUUGCGAUAGUAAGCUGUGGAGCGAGCGAGAUACGAAAUGCAGUUGGCGCAGAAGACUUCCACAUAAAAGUUGUGUCAAUUGAAUCAUUAAAACCAAACGAUGAUUCACGGAUCGUAGGAGGUUCGCCUACAUCUAUACAGAACUUCCCUUACACUGUACAGAUCCUUAACAACGAGCGAUUUUCCUGCGGUGGUUCAAUAUUGACGACGCGUCACGUCCUGUCGGCAGCUCAUUGCUACUUUCGUAAUGGUACAUUUCUCGGCCCGGAACCAUUCUCGAUACGAGCAGGAGCCACGUAUUUAAAUGAAGCGGGUUCAGUCCACUCGGUAUCAACUAUUGUUAUCCAUCAUGGCUACAACCGCACAAUAACCGACAACGACGUGGCUGUGCUGGUCCUCGCCACUGUUUUAAGAUUUACUGUCACCAUACAGAGAGCCACCAUUCCCUUUCAGGGGGAGACCUUGACUGAUAACAGUACGGUAGUGGCUGUCGGAUGGGGGAGGACUAUAUCAGGUGGUGAGGUGUCGAAUGUGCUCAACGCAGUAUCUGUUCGGACGGUAAAUCGAGGUGUCUGCCGUCAACGUUACAUAGAGUAUGCAAGCAGACUUAACUCAUCUGCGACAGUCACCGACAACAUGAUCUGCGCUGGACUGCUCGAUAUCGGAGGGGCUGAUACAUGCCAAGGUGACUCCGGCGGUCCUCUAAUCUAUAACGGCACUGUCGUGGGCAUUACGUCCUGGGGUGCGGGUUGUGCUCAACCCUUAUAUCCAGGGGUGUACGCCAAAGUUUCGAGGUACACCACGUGGAUUAAUGACACGGUGACGACCUAUAACGGUUCUCCAAGAAGCCAGGCCGGGAUCAUAGCUGUGCUCAUGCCUUUUAUAUUCGUACUGUUCAGGGUGUGA
Molecule: messenger RNA, 930 nt
Organism: Arctia plantaginis
Lineage: Eukaryota; Metazoa; Arthropoda; Insecta; Lepidoptera; Erebidae
Source: the annotation of a GenBank genome assembly